AUGGAGGGCGGCUGGAGGGUGACCAUCACCUCUGACCUGACUUCUGCGUUCCCAGUGCUCCUGCAGCUCUCCCCCAAAGAGACUGAGGCUAUCUGGGAUGCUGUAUCCGAGUACAUUCUGGAAGAGCUGAAGCAGGAUAAGGGCGUUCAGGUUGCGGGACUCGGGACCUUUGCUGUUGUCCAAGAGCAAUUCCAUGGCAAACAAGAGCUGCUCUUGGUUCGAAGACCUUUCUUCCAGCUGGACAUCGAUGAGUUGUGGCUGGAGGAGAUCUACUGUCCCACUGAGAUCCUCCCUGAUGGCGUCAAGAUUGAGCCGCUGAACUACGUGCAGCUAUCGCAAGCCACCUCCUUCCCACUGCACGUGGUGAAGAACUGUGUGCAAGAGACCAUCCUCUUGUACUGCUUCCUCCUGAGGAGCAAGGAGCACGUCCCCUUUGGCUUCAGGGACAUUGGUGUUUUGACGUGCGAAGACGGUUUCCUGUGCAUGAAGUUUUAUCUGGACUGUGUCAAACGUCUAGAGAGCACUGCGGGCCUGGUUGCACUGCUCCACAGUAGAAUGUGGCCGGCACAUCUGACUGCCUUCAGUGGAGAGACCACCGCUCGUGGGAUCCAGAUGUUCCCAAGGUUUCAUCUGACUGUGAGGAGAAGGCCAGAGGCCAAAGUUUCCACCACCUCGCAGGAGGAAGCUGCAGGAGAGAGCAGGACCAGAAGAGUUUCAGAGUGCCAUCCUGACAACCUGCUGCAGAGGAGGAAGAAGCUUUCCCUCCCCAUGCUGACAAGCUGGGAGCCAGGCACAAGGCAGCAAGAUCUGGAGAAGAAGCCUUCUACCAGUGUGCUCCCCCCGUGUCCAGGCAGCUCCCCCGGGACGAAGAAGGCAGACAGGCAGGAAACAGCUCCUCGAGCCAAGUCCACCACCACUGCGCUCCCUGCUCCUGAAGCCUCCAGGAGAGUGCUGCAGGUACCUGCUCUGCCUUGCGGCAAUGACCGUGCUGUUUGGGCCUGUACAAAAGCCUCUUUGUGUGGAGCGAUCCCGAGCAGGUCCCUUGGGAUGCGUUCAUUUUCACAUUUGUUACCUCCUUCAUCUCUUCCUCAGGAGACGGAAGGUGGCGUCCCGCACACCUUCCCUGCCUCUUACUGCCUCCCGUGUUGCCAUGAGCCACUUCAUUUUGACCAGGGGCCAUGGAAAAGGAACAAGGCCUUUCUGGGUCAUUGAUGGCAGAGGGCUUUGGUCACCGCGGGCUGUUCAGCUGUGUUUGUCACGAGUUGAGGAGCCUGGCCUAGCUUCAGGGCCCCUCAUCCUUGAGGGUCGAAGCACUGCUGACAGACCGGCUGAGGCGAGGGGGCAGGAGUGCGGGUUAGGCCUGAGGGACAGCUGAGACCAAUCCUGUCUGCUGUUGUGUUUGUUUUUUGUUUUUUUUCCUCCAGGAGGUCUGGAACCUGUCUUCGCAGUGGGACCAAACAGACAGCUCAUGGCCCACGUACCAAAAGCUACAAGAGCAAGCCCGGGCAGAAAUGGCUGCGUGGGAAGCCUGGUCUGAGGGGGAGGACCAACAGAUA
Cygnus olor (mute swan) is the source of this 1556-nucleotide messenger RNA. Its product is annotated as coiled-coil domain-containing protein 81-like. The record is from RefSeq and is a predicted model, not a curated record. Gene Ontology annotation, molecular function: DNA binding. Bases 1 to 1212 code for a protein of 403 amino acids. The transcript has 8 exons. Gene Ontology annotation, cellular component: centrosome. Lineage: Eukaryota; Metazoa; Chordata; Aves; Anseriformes; Anatidae.